AUGUCUACCUUAAACGAACAGAUAGUCCAAUUUGUAUUUGGAUUGGCUGAUCUUAAAGUCGAUAUUCCCAUCAUCAACUAUUCUUUACCCGUCUUGGAUGUACUUUUUGCUAUCUUGAUUAAUUAUUCAUAUCGUUCUGCUCUAGGCGUAAGCCAUAGCCAGGUUGGAUGGUAUCAAGGUUUACUUGCCACAUUGGUCAUGGCAAGUGGUGGUGGAUGUACAGUAUCAAUAUUAAGAGGAGAGCCUAUUGGUCUUUUGAAAAGCAAUCAAUUUUGGGCUAUUCACUGUACUACCUAUCUGGCCAUGUUUUCUGGCUCAUAUGGUUAUCAAGUGAUCGACUUUCUAUUCAACAUACCCGUUGUCGAACACCUGUUCACCUUAUCAGAUAGUAUUCUACGUGCCUUAUCUAUGUGUCAACAUGGUAUCGAUGGUGUUGGAUCCAAUCCUGCUUUGGGUGCUGAUAAGUACGUUGCAAAGAUUUUAUGCGGAACUUUAGCCGGAUGCGGUGGUGGAUUAUGGAUCGACGCUUUCCGCUUGACUGAGACAAACUGGACUUUUUCAACACCUCGAUUGCUUCAUGUGGCAUCGAUCGACAUGAAGGCCUCAUUUAUUGGCAGUUUGUUCUAUGUUGCUGCUACCAGUCCAGAAUUCUGUCAGUGGCUCGGUAUUCCUGUUUUUGAGCCAAAGGUAGCACAAGCAUGGAGUGCUAUUCUAGUAUCUUCAGGUUUAGCCUAUGGUACCUAUGUUUCAAGAUGGGAGAAGAGAAUAGCAUCCAGAAAAGAAGUGGAUGAGAAAAAAACAAAAUAA
Rhizopus microsporus ATCC 52813 is the source of this 807-nucleotide messenger RNA. RefSeq lists its product as uncharacterized. Lineage: Eukaryota; Fungi; Mucoromycota; Mucoromycetes; Mucorales; Rhizopodaceae. The record is from RefSeq and is a predicted model, not a curated record. The coding region runs from base 1 to 807 and encodes 268 amino acids. The transcript has 3 exons.